GAUUGGCUCUUUAUUUAGUACUGGACGCAACAGAUAAAAAUUUGCCUCAGACUCUGCAAAGACCUUCUUUUCCACCUGACUUUGUUUUUUUAAAUUUCUCCUCUCUUCUUAAGAUGGAAGCUUCUUGCCUGGUUCUCUUGCUUAGAUCAUGUGUCCAGUUCUUUGCUCUUCCUGUUUACUUGUUGUGGUACCUGGGUAUAUGGGAGCUCUUAGGUAAGAAGGCGUUCCCAUAUUUCAUGGCUUGGCAAACGGUUAGUUACAACAACAAGAUGUCUGCCAAAAAAAGGGAACUUUUUAGCAACCUGAAUGACUUUGCAAGCUCUGCAGGGACACUCAAACUUUUGGAGAUUGGCACAGGAACUGGCUCCAACUUCCAAUUCUACCCCAGAGGAUGCAGAAUUACAUGCACUGAUCCAAACCCCAACUUCAACAAAUUUCUGGCCAAGAAUCUGUCGGAGAAUCCGCACCUGCAGCUGGAGCGCUGCUUGGUGGCAACAGCUGAGGAUUUGCACCAAAUAUCAGAUGCUUCGGUGGAUGUGGUGGUUUGCACUCUGGUGCUGUGUUCUGUGAAGAGCAUAGAAGGAUCCAUGAGAGAAGUACUAAGAGUGCUGAGACCGGGUGGUGCUUUCUACUUCAUUGAACAUGUUGCAGGUGCUCCUUCAAGCUGGAGUCUCUUUUGGCAGCAAAUCUAUGAUCCAACGUGGAACAUUUUGUUUGAUGGAUGUUAUUUGACCAGAGAAACCUGGAAAGACUUGGAAAAAGCCGGGUUCUCAGAAGUGAAGCUACGGCAUAUACAAGCCCCUUUAAACUGGGUCCCUGCUAAACCCCAUAUCAUAGGCUAUGCUGUGAAGUAACUAGAGAUGUAAAAUUUCCAGAAAUUUUGAAGCCAUUGGGGGGGGGGAGUUUUUCCCCUGGUUUUUUUUGGGGGGGUGGGGGGGAAUUUUUGGAAUAAUUGAAAAAAUGCAAUGUUAGCAGUUUUUACAGAUUGAAAAUCACUUUGUUACUUUAGGAACAUAAAAUGUAAUUAUGUCCAAGUUGGUUUGGCAUAAAAUUAUUACAUUUGAUAUAUUAAAAGUACAGUGUAUUCAAACAAUUAUUACAAUUUGAAUUUACCGUAUUUCUUCAAUUCUAAGAUGCACUUUUUUCCCCAUAUAAACAUCUCUAAAAACUUAGAAUCGCAGUUGUGUUUAUUAUUUCUUAGAAUCAAAGCUUUUUUUUCUGUUGGUGGUACUAAAAUUAGUGUGCGUCUUACAAUCGAUGGCAUCUUAGAAUCGAAGAAAUACAGUACUUUUUAAAGAAAAAUAUCUAACAAAUGGAGCUACAAGCUCCUGAACUGAUUGGAACACCUGAACUGUAAGGAAACUCUUUUGUUUUGCCAGUUUAUGAGGAGCAGGCAAAAAACAGUUUAAUAACAACAACAGAAGAAGAAGAAACCACCAACAUUAGUAACAAGAAAAUUAUUUAUGCCUGCUAGUCCUCCAUAGUGUCAAGACAUAAAGCACCCAUUCCCAUAAAAAGAACUGAGAGAAAGGGCGGAACAAGAUUCAGUGAAUAUGCAUGAAAUUUAAUCAGACUCAAUUUCUGACCUAUAGUUAUCACUAUCAGCUUCAGUCUCUGCUUCAGUGGCAGUGCCCCCUAUAGGCAGAAAUGCAUCUUGCUCUUGCAUUUGACAGUAGUUGUCUCAGUUUGCAACCUAGGACUUGCUUGUGCUUGGUGCACAGAAAUUGUAAUAAUCUGAUACUGUACAUAGUUUUUAGAAAUCAUUUGGAGAAGUAAAUAUCUGAACACCUUGUCUUAAACAUUUUAUUCAUUGUGCUAAAAUAAAACAUCCCAUAAUCCA
This is a messenger RNA of Elgaria multicarinata webbii, 1840 nucleotides long. RefSeq names its product thiol S-methyltransferase TMT1A-like. Bases 114 to 854 code for a protein of 246 amino acids. NCBI's taxonomy places the organism in Eukaryota, Metazoa, Chordata, Lepidosauria, Squamata, Anguidae. Gene Ontology annotation, molecular function: S-adenosylmethionine-dependent methyltransferase activity. The record is from RefSeq and is a predicted model, not a curated record. The transcript is spliced from 2 exons.